UGGCCGGAACUGCUUGAAUAUCCACAUUUCAGUUUCUCCACCAAUCAAGUUUUAAUUCAUCAUGGAUAAUCUGUCAGCAGAAGAAAUUCAGCUGAGGGCUAACCAGGUUACUGAUGAGUCUCUGGAAAGUACAAGGAGAAUCCUGGGUGUAGCCAUUGAGUCUCAGGAUGCAGGAAUCAAGACUAUCACUACGCUGGAUGAACAAGGGGAACAACUAAAACGCGUAGAAGAAGGCAUGGACCAAAUAAACAAAGACAUGAGAGAAGCAGAGAAGACUUUAACAGAACUAAACAAGUGCUGUGGCCUUUGUGUAUGCCCCUGUAAUAGGAGAAAGAACUCUGAGUCUAGUAAAGCCUAUAAGGCAACAUGGGGAGACGGUGGAGACAACUGUCCUAGCAAUGUAGUAUCUAAGCAGCCAGGCUGAGUGACAAAUGGUCAGCCUCAGCAAGCAACCACAGGAGCAGCCAGCGGCGGAUACAUUAUACGUAUAACAAAUGAUGCCAGGGAAGACGAAAUGGAAGAGAACCUGACUCAAGUGGGCAGUAUCCUAGGAAAUCUAAAAAACAUGGCCCUGGACAUAGGCAAUGAGAUUGAGGCUCAAAAUCGACAGAUAGAACAGAUCACAGAAAAGGCUGACACCAACAAAGAUCGUAUUGACAAUGCCAAUGCCAGAGCAAAGAAACUCAUGGACAGCUAAAGCUACUGCUGUACUUCUUUAUCAUUUAUUCACUUCCCUAGCUCCUCCUUCAAAGUCAUUACCUUUCCAGAGUUUGAAAUUUUGGUUCCACACUCUUCUAAUAGGGAGAUGAUGUGGAAGAAGAUCUAGGAGUAACA
Eubalaena glacialis (North Atlantic right whale) is the source of this 834-nucleotide messenger RNA. Its product is annotated as synaptosomal-associated protein 23-like. Gene Ontology annotation, cellular component: plasma membrane; synaptobrevin 2-SNAP-25-syntaxin-1a-complexin I complex. The transcript has a single exon. Gene Ontology annotation, molecular function: SNAP receptor activity; syntaxin-1 binding. NCBI's taxonomy places the organism in Eukaryota, Metazoa, Chordata, Mammalia, Artiodactyla, Balaenidae. Gene Ontology annotation, biological process: exocytosis; synaptic vesicle fusion to presynaptic active zone membrane; synaptic vesicle priming. The record is from RefSeq and is a predicted model, not a curated record.